Molecule: messenger RNA, 1038 nt
Organism: Spinacia oleracea (spinach)
Lineage: Eukaryota; Viridiplantae; Streptophyta; Magnoliopsida; Caryophyllales; Amaranthaceae
Product: protein PHOX3-like
Exons: 2
Coding region: 1-1038 (345 amino acids)
Molecular function (GO): protein binding
Source: RefSeq, a predicted model, not a curated record
AUGUGUUCAUUGGAGACGUAUAAUAAAUUUAGAGGGGAGCUCAAUCGAAUUCUCACAGAGGGGGAUAACCUUAUGGAAGAAGAUGAGUUUUUUAUUGAAUUAAUCUCAAAUUCGAAAAAUCCUAGGGGUGUUCUAGAUCUUGCAAGGGAUAUGAAGGAGACAGGAAACUUUCUUUUCAAACAAGGGAGUAUAGAAGAUGCUCUGAAAAAUAUGGAUAUGUUGGGAUUAUUCUUGGUUGUUUUCACAUCUUGUUUUAGUGGAAAAAGGGAGUUUGAGCAGGUAGGGCAAAUAUGCUCAAUUAUAUUGGAAUUUAGCCCGAGCAAUGUAAAAGCUAUGUUUAGAAGAGCCAUGGCUGCUAUUGAAUUAGGGAGAAGUGACUUGGCCUACUGGGACUUGAUAAUGGCCUCUCAUAAUGAUCCUAAAAAUCCAGAGGUUCUCGAGAAACUUGAGGAGGUAAAACAAUCCCUACCCAAGGAGGAUUCAGGAAAAAGUUCUCAAGGUGAUGUACCAAUUGGGUUAGGACUUGGCCUAACUCCACCGAAAAAGAAGUCUAAAGGAGAAUUGGUGAAGGAACAUAGUAAUGAUCAAGUUCUGCUUCAUGAAAAGGAUAUGGUAUCUAAGCCAAUUUUGUCUACCAUGAAUGACAAGUGCUCGUCGGCAUGCUCUAGUGUUGUUGAAGAAAACCUCAUGCCUACAAUAUUGAAAGGGAAGAAAGAUGAGAUGAUGGAAGAUGUUGUAAGUGUUUCAAGCUUUGGGAAUUCUAAGCUAGCAGAAUCCAAUUAUCGGUUUGUGAAUCGAAAAAGGUCGGGUUCAUCAUUGUCCAUUUCAAGCAAAGACUACCAGUUAUUGUUGAAAGGCAAAUCUAUACAAUAUUUUAAUUCUAAGUUAGCAUCUCCUAUGACGAUUAGAGUAAGAGGUGGUGGGCCAAAGAAUAUUACAAAAACGAAUUAUGAAAGUCAAGAGGAAAAGUUGGAUGACUCCUCUAUAGUUGAUAUGAAAGAACAUAAUUUAAUAGUUAGAGACACAAAGGAAGAGUAG